GAGUUCGCCCGGGGCGUGGUCCUUUGUGACCCUUACUCCCAAACCUUUUCGGCAGCUCGCAUGACACCCGAUGAGCGGCUGUCAGCUCUGAUGCCCUACCGCAGCUUCGAUGCCUCUCGCCUGAAACUGUCGGGGUCCGCAAACUGGGACCUAGAGGAUGCUCUGUACCUUGCUUUUCGGGAGCCCGAGUCUCUUGAGACCUUUGAUGUUCUCGACCCCGGUCCUCAAGAUGCUCCUUUAUCGGCCGCAGAGCGCCCAGCCGAGCUCCUCAAGGUCGCGCGCUUGUGGGACGCCAGGUCAUUGCUGCGGCUGUCUUCGGUCGGCCCUCGCCGGCCCUACAAGGGCGUUCGCCUGUUCAAUGCGCCGAAAAACAGCAGCACUGACCGACAGAUCGCCGACCGGCGAGGAAGGAAUUGGGUGGAAGGUAAGAUUCGGGGCUCUAGUGACUCUAGUAGGUUCCUUCCUACUGGCCCAUCACUUACUAACCUUUUCCUCAACCCUGCCAGCCACCGCUUUUCGAUAAAUGUGAUGGAUCGCAACGAUUUUUAUCAUCAGAUCUCCGCGUCACCACAGAGAUCCCUGAAGAAUCUUCUUAUGCCUCCGCUACCGGUUGAUUGGCUCUGUGGUACCCAAGCCCUUCGAGAGUUCCAGGCUGCUCGCAAGGGAGGCAGCUGCGAGGCUACCGAGCUUUACCUCUACUUCGGAGCCUUUAUUCAAGGCGAUGCUUUGGGCGUUGAAUUCGCUACCAGUGCCCACUCCGCCUGUGCGAAGGAAGGCGGUCUCCUCGAGGGGCUGAGCUGGGCUCCUCCGCCCGCUGGUCGGGCCACCGGUUUCGAAAAGGUUAGCCCCUCAGAGUCCGUCAUGUACCAUCUUCCCCGCGCUGUUGCCCAUGAGCUUGUCGUCCUCUCCGCCCUUUGCCACGUUGUAACCUGCGACGUUGCCGCUCCCCUUCGCUUUCAUUUCUUGCAGAUCGGGGCAAAACAGAGCAAGCUCGUGACCUUGUUGCGGGCGUGUGGCUGGACAGUCGGCCCUCUUCUUGACCCUUCCGAAUCUCCUGAAUAUGACUGGGGUCUGCCUAGGCUUGUUGAGUGGGUUUUCUAUCUUGUCGAAGUCGAUGCUAUCCUUGUUGGGCCUCCCAGCGACGCGUUCUCGCCGCAGUCGCUCCCAGCCGUGGGGAGCCCCGCCGAGGGGGCCCAGGUUCUCGCCGAGGACCGUCGCAACGGCUGGUGCAUACUCUCACACGCCCUCGCCCUUGGUGCGCUCGGAGACUGGAAUCUCGGUGUCGUUGAAGAAGGUCCUUAUGGCCGCCUUUUGCAUCCGGCCCUUGAUGCCCAACUCUGCGCUUCUUUCGACUGUGCAAUCCGAGCGCGCCUGCAGCUAGCCUCUGCCUGCGACCUUCGCACCGAGGGGCUCGAGUCCGCGCUCGUCAAUGAGCUAGCUAUUGGGCUUCCCUGGAAAACUCGCCGUGCCUGGAAGUGGCCUAGGCGCAUCGCGGCAGUCCAGGUGGCCUAUGGCCUCUACACUCACCUACCGUGUUGCCCUACUCGUUUGAUGCCAGCCGAGCAUCCCAGCCGCGAUGCCGAGAUCCCUGACAUAGACACUGUAAACGCGGUUCUUGCCCGCUACGGCCAGGCCUCCUACUCAGCGGGGCGCCCGUACGCCCACUUCUCCGAGACCAUUAACAGCUUCAGCGCCGGGGUCCCCAAGGCCGGACGACAACUGCAGCCAGCCUGGGAUGUAGCUUUGGCUUGGAGGAAGGUUGAGCCGACCGAGCAUCGUACCGCUAUGCCUUGGCAGGUGCUGAUCGCUUUGGUAGCUCUUAGCCUCUCAUGGGGCUGGCCCCUUGUAGCAGGAACUCUGGCCUUGGCUUUCGGCGGCAUGCUCCGGAUUGGCGAGGUCCUUGGAGCCUGCCGCAAAAGCCUGGUCCUGCCAAGAGACGUUGGAGGCACUGUUGACUUCGCCCUCUUCUCUAUCGAAGAACCGAAGACAAGGUUCCGAUCGGCCCGCCACCAAUCGGUAAAGAUCGACCAACCCGACCUCCUCAAGGUCAUCGAGCUGAGUUUCGGCGAGCUGUGUUCCACCAGCAGGCUUUGGCCGUACUCUGGGCAGUCGCUUCGGACUAGGUUUAGGCAGCUUUGCCGGGCCUUCGACAUACAAGCCGCCCCUGGAAACAACAGGCCUUUCCUGGAACUCGUUUUUUCAGGGCUGGCGGAGCAACCUGGUUCAUGCUCAUCUCCGAGGAUGCCGAGAUUCUGCGUCGUCGGGGCAGGUGGCUCUCAUCCAGAAUCAUGGAGAUUUACGUGCAGGAGAUUACCUCUUUACGGUUUUUACCAGCUCAGUCUGAACGAACCAAGCUCUGCAUAUACACGGCUAUGCAAUGCUUUCAUGACAUCCUCAAUGAGGCUACCUUCCUGA
Molecule: messenger RNA, 2415 nt
Organism: Symbiodinium sp. CCMP2456
Lineage: Eukaryota; Dinophyceae; Suessiales; Symbiodiniaceae
Source: the annotation of a GenBank genome assembly